Messenger RNA from Condylostylus longicornis, 2073 nucleotides. RefSeq names its product protein wech (gene wech). Lineage: Eukaryota; Metazoa; Arthropoda; Insecta; Diptera; Dolichopodidae. Gene Ontology annotation, molecular function: protein binding; zinc ion binding; ubiquitin protein ligase activity. The transcript has 3 exons. Bases 1 to 2073 code for a protein of 690 amino acids. The record is from RefSeq and is a predicted model, not a curated record. Gene Ontology annotation, biological process: protein polyubiquitination; proteasome-mediated ubiquitin-dependent protein catabolic process.
AUGCUUCACGAAGUCGAUGAACUGUUAGAUUUAUAUGGUGUCGUUGGUUCUGGAGCUUCUUCAAAACAAAUAAUACAAGCACCACGAAACUCUUCAAUAUUUUGUGGAUGGUGUAAUACCGGAGCAUCAUUGAAAUGUUUGGAUUGUAAUGAAUUUAUGUGUUCAGAUUGUUUAAAAAAUCAUAGAAGCAGUCCAUUUUCGACUAAUCAUUCUGUAAUUGCAGCAAGAGAACCAUCUACAACACCAUCGCUUACAGAAGUUGCAUUCUCAAUUUCAACGUCAGUUCGAAAAAAAUGUGAUGUUCAUGAUAAAGUUUUACAAUUUGUUUGUGAAUUUUGUAAAAAAUUGAUUUGUCAAUGUUGCACAUUAAAUGAACACGAAAAUCAUAAUAUAAUUCAAAUACGUUCAUUUGCUGAAAAAUCUCAUGAGAAAAUCAAUGAUGCUUUAGAAAGUAUUAGUAUUGGUAACAAAUGUAUUCGAAGAAGUAUUGAUAAAACACUAGCAUUUAUACGAUUAUUGGAUCGAAACAGUAGUGAUGUCUCUGAUAAUGUACGUAAAACAUUUCGUCAACUUACUUUGGCACUUGAAGAUCGAGAAAAAUUACUUUUAGAUAUGGUUGAAAAAUUAAAAAUCCGUCGAUUAAAUAUAUUAAAUGAUCAAAUGGCUGGUUUGAAAAGUGCUCUAAGUGGUUUAGCUGAAACAGCUGACACAUUGCAGAGGUUAAUGCACGAAGUUAGUUACAUGGAUAGUAUUGAUAUUGUAUUGAAAAUAAUAAAUGGUGAAAGACAGUUGGAACAGUUUGCGUCAAUAUAUAAAGAUUUGCAGCCAAAACAAGAAACGAUUGUAUUUAAUCCUCCUGAUUUUAAUUUAUUGACAAGCAUGAAAAUGUGCGGAAGAGUUGUGUUAGCCGGAGAGAAUGCUUCAAGCAUUAAUCCUUAUGAAUCACCAACUCCUGGAAAUCUUGACGUACUAAUUAAGCGGCACACAUUACAAGAUUCUAUUGCAGCAGCUCCAAAUUUAGCUGGUGCUAGCGCCAAUUUUGACACAACAUCCGAUUGGUAUUUGCAUACUUCGAAGUUAUCACAAUAUGGUUUUACAUUAAGUUCAACACGUAUUACUCAGUGUAUUCCAGGUGCUCUGGCUCCAGUACAUGUAAAGGUAUUUGGCGAAAAUGAUCUUCCAAGUUUAUCAUUUGGGUUGGAAGGACACGAAGAUGGCCAAGUAAGUCGUCCAUGGGGUUUGUGUAUUGACAAGUAUGGAAAUAUUUAUAUAUCUGACAGAAGAAAUAACCGAGUACAAGUUUUCCGUUCUGAUGGAACUCUAAUGUUUAAGUUUGGUCGGAAAGGCGUAGGUAAUGGUGAAUUUGAUUUGCCAGCUGGGAUAUGUGUUGAUGUUGACAAUCGGAUAAUUGUUGUUGAUAAAGAUAAUCACAGAGUACAAAUAUUUUCGUCAACUGGAAUGUUUUUAUUAAAAUUUGGCAGUUGCGGCAAAGAGUACGGCCAAUUUCAAUACCCUUGGGAUGUAGCUGUAAACUCUCGUAGACAAAUUGUUGUCACUGAUUCAAGAAAUCAUAAAAUUCAACAAUUUGAUUCCGAAGGUCGAUUCAUAAGGCAAAUUGUUUUUGAAAAUUUUAAACAAAAUCGGGGAAUAGUAUCACCACGUGGUGUAUGCUAUACGCCUCAAGGAAAUAUAAUAGUCUCAGAUUUUGAUAAUCACUGUUUAUACUUGAUUGAUCCUGAUAUAAAUGAGAUUUUAGCUGUUAAGGGCCAAGAAGGAUCUGGUCAUCAAGAAUUUAAUCGCCCUUCUGGAUUAUGUUGCGAUGAUACCGGAAAUAUUAUUGUUGCUGAUUCUAAAAAUCAAAGAAUUAUUGUGUUCAAUCAAAAUUUGGAAUUUCAGUGGGAUGUUGAAGUUCGUCCAUCUCAAAACCCCCGAAUGCCUUCAACAUUAGAUGAAAAGGAUAGAACAUGUAAUGUUGCUUUAAUGCCUGACGGACGGAUAACAUUUCUGAUUGAAUUAUCCCCUGACGCAAAGGAGGGUUCUAAUCCUCAAAAGCGUUUCGUUCAUGUUUUAUAA